Beta vulgaris subsp. vulgaris (sugar beet) is the source of this 435-nucleotide messenger RNA. RefSeq lists its product as uncharacterized. Bases 1 to 435 code for a protein of 144 amino acids. The transcript has a single exon. The record is from RefSeq and is a predicted model, not a curated record. NCBI's taxonomy places the organism in Eukaryota, Viridiplantae, Streptophyta, Magnoliopsida, Caryophyllales, Amaranthaceae.
AUGCCACCUAGAGUUGCAAAGAGGCCAAGAUACCAAGCGUUUGAGGACGAGAUAGUACCUGAGAGCUACCAAAACCUUAAAACCAUCACCUACGUCUCUGAUGAUGAGAGGAACAAUAGGACCUUUAUCGUAGUAGUUGACAGGGAUCAUGCUGCACCGGUAUUAGAUGGGGAAAAUGAGGAUGAGGAACCACCCCCAUUAGAAGACAUACCCAUUGAGGAAGAGGAACCUGUUGAGGAAGAGGAACUUGUUGAGGAAGAGGAUCCCAUUGAGGAAGAGGAUCCCAUUGAGGAAGAAGAACCCAUGGAAGACCGAGAACCCCUACUGGAACAUAUACCCAUUGAGGACGACGAGCCUAAUGCGGAUGAAAUUGACGUGGAAGAAGUGAUAGAGGAUCCUGAAUCAGAGGAUGAAGCUCCCCGCCAUAGUCCAUAG